CCCGCCGCCCCAGGAAGCGCCGCGAGCCGCAGUGCACACGCAAGGCCGAGGCCCGCCGGACGCCGAGCCCAUGGCGGAGGCGCCCAGCCACCCCGACUCUGAGGAGCAGCAGGAGCUGCUGGUGGAAGAAGGCUCAGGGCUCGCCGCUCAGUGGAGCCUGGAGGAUGAGGAGGAGGCCGCCCGGGAGCGGCGCCGGCGCGAGAGGGACAGGCAGCUUCAGGGCCAGGACGAGGAUGAAGGCGGCCCGGGCCCGGAGCAGCAGGAGCAGGAGAAGCUCCUGAAGCCCCCCGACGCCCCCGAGCUGGAUGAGGAUGAAGGUUUCGGCGACUGGUCCCAGAAGCCGGAGCAGCGGCGGCAGCCCUGGGGGCCCGGGGAGACCUCGGACAGCGGGGACCCCCUUCAGGGCGAGAGUCCGGAAGGGGAGCAGGAGGAGGACAGGCAAGUGGGGGGCCGGAGUGGAGGCGGGGGCUCUCUCCAGGCCCCGGACGGGGUCCCCCCAACGCCCUGGGCUCCCCCUCCCCGCAGCCCCCCGAAGUGCCCCCUGGCUGAGGGGGCAGGAGGAAGAGCACGAGACGGCGGGCGGGGUGGGGAGGGCUCUCAUUCCUGGGCUCCCCAGGGCCCCGGGCCCCUUCCAGACCAGCUGUGGCGGCCAGGGGGCUGCUACAUCAGCACACAUCUGCAGCCCGCUGACGUCAGGGAGGCGCUCGGCCCGCCGCCGCCGCUGCCGCCGCCGCCGCCCCUUCCUCCCUCGGGGCGGCCCAGCUCCAUUCCCACGGAGGGGAGCAGGCCCGGCCAGCACGUCUGUGGGAGCCCAGCCCGGGUGUGUCUGGAGGAGCUGUGCCUGAGCCCCGACUCAGAGCUUCAGGAAGAGCUGGGAUCAGAGGCCUCAGAGCCCAGAGGCCCCGCGGGACCCGUGCAGGGCAGCCCAGGCCUGGCAGAGACAGAGGAGGGGGACGUGCAGCCCCAGAGAUGCCAGCAGCCCCGGACCCCCAGCCCCUCUGUCUUGGAGGGGACCGCACCGGGCUCCCCUCCCCUGAGCCCCAGCACCAAACUCAUCGACAGAACCGAGUCCCUGCACCGCUCCAUUCAGAAGAGCAACAGUGUGAAGAAGUCCCAGCCAGCCCUGCCCAUCUCCAAGAUUGACGGGCGCCUGGAGCAAUACACCCAGGCCAUCGAGACUGCUGGCCGGGCCCACAAGCUGACCCGCCAGCCGUCUAUUGAGCUGCCCAGCAUGGCCGUGGCGAGCACCAAGAGCCGGUGGGAGACGGGCGAGGUGCAGGCUCAGUCCGCCGCCAAGCCCCCCUCCUGCAAGGAUAUUGUUGCUGGAGACAUGAGCAAGAAGAGCCUCUGGGAGCAGAAAGGGGGCCCCAAGACUUCGUCGACGGUUAAGAGCACCCCAUCUGGGAAGAGGUACAAAUUCGUGGCCGCCGGACACGGGAAGUACGAGAAGGUGCUUGUGGACGAAGGCUCCGUGCCCUAAGUGGCCCUUCUCGCUUUCUGGAGACCGCUGGUACCACGGGCAGGCUGGCGGCACCACCUCACUCCGGAUCCACGCGCCUAGGAGCGGGGCUGGCCAGACGCCCCCAGCUCUGCUCUGCUGCUUCUCACAGCCCGCCCAGUCCACCCACGCCACCCACCGACAGCCGCCACCACGGCCACCUCUCGCUCCUGGACUCCCAGCCUCACCCUCUCGCAGCGCAGGAAAGGAAGGAACCCUGACUGCCGGUCGCUAAGGGGCGGCCCCCAGAGAAGAAGCCACGAGCCCCCCGGGAGGGCACGUGCCGGGGCCUCCGGGUCAAGAGCCACCAACCUCUGUGCUGCCCCCCCGCCCCGCCCGCCCGCCCGCUUACGGCCCCUCCAAUCUGCGCAGUAAACCUCCAUGUGUCUCCACAUGCUGGCUCUGGGGUCACCUGUGGGGGCCAUUCCUCCUAUACAGUGGGCGGCCCGGGCCUCUGCCCUGUCCAGGGGCCCCUGUGUGUGAGACUCUGGGGUCCGAGGUGUGUGGUUGGGGUGCAAGUGACGGGGGGUUUCUGUUCUCUGCCAGGAUGUCUGUGGCCCUCGCCCCCACGCCAGGCCCAUUAUAAACCCUACAGACCCUGGAA
Messenger RNA from Sus scrofa (pig), 2102 nucleotides. RefSeq names its product lymphocyte specific protein 1 (gene LSP1). Lineage: Eukaryota; Metazoa; Chordata; Mammalia; Artiodactyla; Suidae. Gene Ontology annotation, biological process: signal transduction. Gene Ontology annotation, molecular function: actin binding. The record is from RefSeq and is a predicted model, not a curated record.